Messenger RNA from Medicago truncatula (barrel medic), 1537 nucleotides. Its product is annotated as histone-lysine N-methyltransferase ATXR4. Bases 338 to 1282 code for a protein of 314 amino acids. Lineage: Eukaryota; Viridiplantae; Streptophyta; Magnoliopsida; Fabales; Fabaceae. Gene Ontology annotation, cellular component: nucleus. The record is from RefSeq and is a predicted model, not a curated record. Gene Ontology annotation, molecular function: protein binding. The transcript has 7 exons.
AGAACAACACAUGACAACAACUUAAACGUGCGAUAAAAAGUUGUGCUGUGGUUUGGUGAGGGACAAAAAUAUCAGUUUUUGUCAACAGUUUUAUAAAUCAAACACUAAACAACUGAAAUUGUUGUGUCAUGUCAUUCAAUUUUUAGCAAAUCAAACACACUUAAUGCAACGGCAAAGAUAUACCCGAAGAAAAAGGUUUUUGUUCGUGUUACAUCUUUGCCAUUGGAUUAAUUUGAUGGCUGAGAUGGAGCAGAGAAAUGGCUGCUGAAGAACCUGUUGUUGAACUCGUAGUGUACUAUGUAGUGGAAGUGGAAUGGGGUGAAGAGGAGUAUCUGAAAUGGCAAUGUCACAUUCACUUCUCCGUUUAGCUUCUUCACGUUUCACUAAACCACUUCACCUCUUCUCAUUCUCAUUUUCAUUCUCUACAACCUCAACUCAAAAGCCACCUCCCAUCCAAGUCUCCCUUACAGACACAGUGGGUCGCGCCGUAUUCGCAACUCGUCCAAUCCCUACUGGAGAUCUCAUCCACACCGCCGAACCCGCCGUCUGCCACCCUUCACCCUCCGCCCCCCACCCCGUCUGUUACUCUUGUCUCGCCAGACUCCCUAAUCUCUCUUCACCCUUUUGUUCUCACCGUUGCCGCACUCUUACCCAGGAAUAUUACGAUGUUGAGAUGAAAGCAAAUUGGAUGGAUUUUAAUAACUAUUGCCGGAACCGAGGUUUAAAAUUUCCCUUUCUGGUAAAGCGGUUGGCUUGCAUGAUCAUAUCAGGAGUUGCUAGAAGUGACAGUCUUGACAUACUUCAACCUGCCAGUUUGACACCUGAGAUGAUUUUAGAGAUGGAAGAGGGGUUCAACUUGCUAAGGAAUGCCUUCACAAAGGCACUAAUUGCAGAUGAACAAAUUGCUUUUUUAACCAAACAAUGGUACAUCAGUGUUUUGGCACGAAUUCGAAUCAAUGCAUUUCGCAUUGAGUUGGCUGGUGGUGGGUCAUAUGAAGAUCUUCUUUCUUCGGCAUUUGCAUCUGUAGAAGCCGAAGCUGCUGUUGGAAAUGCUGUCUAUAUUCUUGCUUCCUUCUAUAAUCAUGACUGUGAUCCCAAUGCACACAUUAUAUGGAUAGAUAAUGCAGUGGCAAAAUUGAAGGCCCUCCGUGACAUUCAUGAAGGCGAAGAACUCAGAAUCUGCUAUAUUGAUGCCAGUAUGGACCGUGAUGCUCGGCGAGAACUAUUGUUUCAAGGUUUCGGUUUUCAAUGCAAUUGUAGUAGGUGCUUGCAUGGUGAUUAGCUAUUUUUCUCUAAAAGAUUCUCCUAGGAUUUGCAAUAUUAAGUGGUUGGAUACAGGCUGGGAUGUAAAACUGCUCAAAUUUUGGGUAUUUAGAAUAUUAGAUAAUAGAUACCAUAACCCACUUUCUGUUAUACACACAAGCAUUCAAUAUAUAUUGGCUUAAUUGCACUUUUGGACCCCUAUCUUUCCAAAAGUUGCGGUUAUGGACUCCUAACUAAUUUAAAUACAAAACAGCCCCAUAUGUUUUGAUUCUUU